Molecule: messenger RNA, 1264 nt
Organism: Cucumis melo (muskmelon)
Lineage: Eukaryota; Viridiplantae; Streptophyta; Magnoliopsida; Cucurbitales; Cucurbitaceae
Product: mediator of RNA polymerase II transcription subunit 31
Exons: 6
Coding region: 223-843 (206 amino acids)
Biological process (GO): regulation of transcription by RNA polymerase II
Cellular component (GO): mediator complex; core mediator complex
Molecular function (GO): transcription coregulator activity
Source: RefSeq, a predicted model, not a curated record
GAGGUUUUGAUAGCAUUGUUAGCGCGGGCAUAUUUCAUUGUUCUACGUCGGGUCAUCGAUUUCUAUCGCUUGCUGCUCUAAGUUGAAUAUAGCCUUUGUUGAGAGCUUUGAAGAAUAUCUCCAUAUCGCUCCACUACGAAUCUCGUAACUUCUUCUUAAUUUUUGGGUUCAAUUUGAACUUCUAUUGCACGAUAUUUGAACUUCGACUGGCACCCAGAUUCAAUGGCGUCCAAUCAUGGAUUAAACGAAGAAGCAGCUGAUAACCCAUCAUCGCCUACAAAUGUUUACAAAGAUCCCGAUGACGGACGGCAGCGGUUCUUGCUCGAAUUGGAGUUUGUUCAAUGCCUUGCCAAUCCUACCUACAUUCAUUAUCUGGCACAGAAUCGUUACCUCGAGGAUGAAGCUUUUAUUGGUUACUUGAAGUACCUUCAAUAUUGGCAACGGCCAGAGUAUAUCAAGUUUAUAAUGUACCCCCAUUGUCUUUUUUUUCUUGAACUUCUACAAAAUUCAAACUUCCGAAAUGCAAUGGCUCAUCCUGGCAACAAGGAAUUGGCACACAGACAACAAUUUUACUUCUGGAAGAACUAUAGGAAUAAUCGAUUGAAACACAUUUUGCCUCGACCUCUUCCCGAACCUGCAGCAUUACCACCCCCAGUAUCCGCCCCACCUCAAGCACCUGUACCGGCCCCAACCCCAGCCCCCACUGUGGCAGCUUCACCUGCUACAGCUGCACUUUCUCCCAUGCAGUAUGGUAUUCCACCUGGUCCUGGACUUCCAAAGAACGACAUGAAGGGCGCAGGAAUUGAUCGACGAAAGAGAAAACAUGAAAGAAGUAUGACGUAGUUGGUUUCAUUAGUCAAAACUAGGGUGGAUGCUGGAGCAGCUCACGAGGUAAAUAUGCAUACAGUGAAAAUUAAAGUUCAAAGAUGAUGCCUUGCAUAAGCUUUCCAAGAGUUAUCCUUCACUUCGGGUUGUGCAAAAUCUCUCUCUCGCAUGUUCGCGAACAGAGCGACAUGACCUCCACGUUCGUAUAAAGUAUUGCUAAGAAUUCUUAAAAUUUUUGGUUUAUCUAUAUGUUUGGCUGUUAUGGCUAUCUAUACAUUGGUAAGCAGUUCCUUUGACUAUCCUUUUAUCUCCAUCUAUAUUAGACAAUUUUUUGUAGCAGCGUAAAAUCCUAUGAGUAGGCAUGGUGAGAAGUGAGCAGUAAUGUGGAUAUAGCCAGAUAUAUCGUUUAUAAAUAGUGACAUUUUGUUAUAUUUGUAAA